AUGGCGAAGAAGCACGCUAGCGACGUGCAUCUCGAGGAGGCUUCAACAGUUCCACAUCUCGAAUCUCUUGGACAGCCGACCCGAGAACUCGAGCAUGCCUACAUCGAACACUUGGCCUCGCUUACAGAGCAACCGCCCCCAGGCGGACAUCGAGAACCGUUUCACAUCUGGGCAUGGCUCGGUAACGCUGAUGCAAGGCCAGCUCCUCUCAACGAAAAGAUGCCACUCCUCCUCGCGCCCGACGAUUCCGUGUCAGAAUCUCUGGUGGCAGAAAGCGUCGCUGCUACUCUGAUACACAACGGUUUCGCCAGAAUCGCUGAUACUCCCACGUCGUCCGGAUGGCUCGAGCUCGACCUCUCCUGGCUCUUGCACAUGGAAGACUCCGAAUUCGGCGUUCGUAAACGCCGAUUUACCGAUCAGGGAUCUCGCUUCCUGAUCGUGCCGACGAAGUUCAUGAAACAGGGCAUCUCGCUGGGCAAAACUAGCAUGCAGAGGCUGAACAUGAGACUAGUGCGCGAGGAUCCGGGCACAACACCACAUCUGGAGAUGGGCGAAUUUCAGGGGUGGCACGCCCGGCUGAAGUGUUUGUCGAAGGACUCCCAUCGAAACUACGCUACCAAGCCCUUCGAAAGGCUUUGCAGACUGGCGGAAGAAUCCUACCUUUAUUUGGAGAGAAGGCGGGUCUCGGAAAGCGAUAUCGAUCGGAACGAACGCGGCAGGCGCGGAGCUCCCGACUGCUACCGCCCGUCUAGGGACAGGCGCACGUCGCAGAUUGCGGGUUCAACGACUCCUCCUCGUGAGGAGAGACACUACGGUCAAAGUGCGGAGCUGCUAGGUCCCAUCUCGGGCUCUGAGCAUUCGCGCCGCGAAUUCUCCAGGCUCGGGGACAGAGCAAUCAGAGGUGUCGCUUCCGACCAAGACACGAGAGAGGUCGAGCACCACUCCGUUGCUCCUUUCCCGAGGACACGUCACGCCGACACGCCGCAUCCUUCCACGACCUCCACAGAACAAGAGGCUCGACACUUCAGAGAGCAGUGGGAGAGAGAGCGAGAACGCUCAACCGAUCGCAGCACCGCGGCCCGUGGCGCCGACACUGUCGACCUUGACUAUGGUUCGCCGCUGACCAGGACCACCUUGGCACAGGUGGGCGCAUACGAAGACGACGACGACUAUUCGGACGAGGUUGACGAGCUCGCCGACGCUUAG
This is a messenger RNA of Kalmanozyma brasiliensis GHG001, 1206 nucleotides long. RefSeq lists its product as uncharacterized. The coding region runs from base 1 to 1206 and encodes 401 amino acids. The record is from RefSeq and is a predicted model, not a curated record. The transcript has a single exon. Lineage: Eukaryota; Fungi; Basidiomycota; Ustilaginomycetes; Ustilaginales.